Penicillium argentinense is the source of this 657-nucleotide messenger RNA. Its product is annotated as glutathione S-transferase family protein. The record is from RefSeq and is a predicted model, not a curated record. The coding region runs from base 1 to 657 and encodes 218 amino acids. Lineage: Eukaryota; Fungi; Ascomycota; Eurotiomycetes; Eurotiales; Aspergillaceae. The transcript has a single exon.
AUGCAGCCAAUCGCUAUAUACUCGCAUCAAUACGGGCCUAACCCGUGGAAGGUCGCUCUCAUCCUCGAAGAGUUGAACAUUCCAUACACUACAGAGUUCAUUGACUUCACGGCAGUCAAGAAGGUGCCCUAUACCCUCAUGAACCCCAAUGGCCGGCUCCCUGCCAUCAAGGACCCCAACACCGGCAUAACCCUCUGGGAAUCUGGUGCCAUUACAGAAUACCUCAUCGAGAAGUAUGACACAGAGAAGCGUCUUACUUACACGACCUUCCCCGAGCAAUACCACCUCAAACAAUGGCUGUUCUUCCAGGUCUCUGGUCAGGCCCCAUAUUACGGCCAGGCAUCGUGGUUCAUCAAAUUGCAUCCUGAGAAGGUUCAAAGUGCCAUUGACCGGUACCGCAAUGAGAUCCACCGCGUAUGCAGCGUUCUCGAAUCUGUACUUAAGGACUGCGAGUGGCUCGUCGGCGACAAGUGCACCUAUGCCGAUCUUGCCUUUGUAGCCUGGCAACGUUGGGCACCUAAGUUCGGUGGCGAGGAUAUCUAUGAGAAGUUUCCUCACGUGGAGGACUGGAUGAAGCGAAUGGAAGUCAGGCCCACUGUCAAGAAGGUCUAUGCGGACCAGGAUCGUGCUAUUGCCGAGGUUGAGCAGAAAAACUAG